Messenger RNA from Xylaria bambusicola, 1504 nucleotides. RefSeq names its product S-adenosyl-L-methionine-dependent methyltransferase. The coding region runs from base 139 to 1014 and encodes 291 amino acids. Lineage: Eukaryota; Fungi; Ascomycota; Sordariomycetes; Xylariales; Xylariaceae. The record is from RefSeq and is a predicted model, not a curated record. The transcript is spliced from 2 exons.
CAGGUCAGCCGCAUUUCCAACAUGGACAUAUAAGCGAAGACUUACCCCGCGCAUCCGUCACACGGGCACUCCAACUCUCAUCUAUCCAGAUCCGUAAGCGAACAAGCACAGCAUGAAUGCGCGAUCACAACACUCGAAAUGACCGAAAUUUCACCAUACCCGCUGAACGAGUCCACCAGCAAUGGUGUUAAGAAAGAGAGUGACCGUCUGGAUUUCCAGCAUCACUUCUUUGACGAUGUGAUGAACAAUGAGUUGUUACCCGUACACAUCACCAACCAACUAGCCCAGACCCCGUGCCCCCGAGUCUGCGAUAUCGCGACGGGUACGGCCAUUUGGCUGAAGGAGCUUGCCAAGACCCUCCCCGCAUCGGCGGAGUUAGUCGGCUUUGACUUUGACGUGUCAAAGUUCCCAAUGCCAGAGGCGCUGCCCUCAAAUAUCAGGCUGAGUUUCGGGGAUGCGUACGAGCCCUUCCCAGAGGAGUUCCGGAACCGAUUUGAUGUCGUCCACUUGCGCCACUUCAACCUCGCUAUGAGGAAGGGCCAAGGCGUACCUCUUAUUCGAAAUUUGUCGUCGCUCCUUCGUCCUGGUGGAUGGUUGGUCUGGGUUGAGGCUUCCGCACCGCUAGCCAGUGCUGAACCGCCUAGCGACGGCCUGUUCCAGGCACAGAAGGUGUAUUACAACUUCUUGAAUAGCGCAAAUUUAGAAGCAGACUUCCCUUUAGGUAUUGCCAGCUCUAUGGAGCAAGCAGAAUUGGUGAAUUGUGAGACCAGAAGCUAUCAUUGCGCCUCGGUUCUGUUUGGGCCUAAAGCAUCUGAUUGGCUCGCUAGAGAACAUGAGGAGUUCUAUGCUACCCUUGGCCAAAUACUGAAGGGGAUAUUUCUCAAAGGUGGUGUCGAUGGGAUGAGAACACAACAAGAUCUAGAUGGACUUUUAGCUAAGCUGCAAGAAGACAUGAGCGGGACGAGAAAGUAUCAUAUGCCGGUAAUUCGGAACUGGGGGCAGAAGCUAUUGUGAGAUUGGGUGAUAGAGCGUUAGAUUACAAUCAAUAGAAAGAGUCGGAUCGGAUUGUAUCGGAUUAGUUCCUAAGGUCAGGCAUCUAGCGAAUAGAGAUCAUCGAAGAGAUGCACCAAGCAAGACUACCAGCCUGCAUAGAUGGUGCACCAGGCACGAAUCCCGUCUCUAAGGUAGUGGCUCUUGGCAACGCUGCCCUCAUCAGCCCGGGGGGUGAGAGGGUAGCAUUACCUAGGUACGGUCUGAUAACGCGGUGAUAGCACUGAUGAUGAGUAGCCUGUGGUAGAAACGCCCAAAUAGAGUGCCCAUGAAUAAACGGUCAAUGUGAAGUGACAGACUCCUCAUAAAGCUCUUGUGCCAAUAGAUUAAGCGAUGCAAUACCUCUGGGGUUGAAGUGGCUAGUACUAGGUAUUAGCAGACACGCAACAUAUUGAGGAUACGAAAAUUUGCCUAAAACAACACACCUAACCCAUUCAAGGCUCUCAAGAUAUGA